AUGUUACAGUCGUUACUACUCGUUACACCGUAAAAAAGAUAACACGAACAGACUCAACAGUUUUGUCGAGACUCGGCCAGUCCGAAAAAAUAAGAAGAACCAUUUUUUUGACGAUUUGACGUACUAACCUUAAAAAAAGGAAAGAUGUACGUUAGGAAUUUGGGAUGUCUGGUCUCCGGUUCUGGUAUAUUAUUCACAAUUAAUAUUGUUUUAUUCCUUCCGGCGGCAUUCGUAUUUGGAGAAUCCAAACAUGAAUCAGAAAUUUCAGAAAAGUUAUAUAUAAAGCUUUUCAAGCAACAGCGUGCCGAACAAUUAGAAGCUAUAAAGAGCUUCCAGAAAAUUACUAAUCAAGAUAAGAAGUAUACCUUAUUGAAAUUAAUGGCAGAAAAAAUUUUCUCAGUAAUCCAGAAUAGUCGUGCAGUAAUUGAAGCAUCAUACUUCAUUCCUGGUGUUUCAGACUUUCCUUUACAUGAGAACACAAGAGAUUCUCUCUCAAAUAUCCUUGAAAAUGUUGCUCUUUUUUCUGAAAUCACUUUGAGAUUCCCGAAUUUUGCCAAUUCAGUAUUGAAGUCUAAUAAUACAUGGGACAUAUUGUUUCAGUGGGGUAUUGCUUUCACACAUCAAAUGAAGUAUAUCUUAGACAACAAUACAAUCAAAUUGUUACAACUAGUCAGCCAAGAAUUGAAUCAUGUUGAAAAGGAUCCCAAUUAUGUGAAUCCCUAUAGAGAAAACAGUAUCACCAAAGAUGAAAUAAUUGAUCACAAGAAGCCAACAAAGAGAAAAAAAACUAUCAAGAAAGGUCCAAAGUUAUCCCAUUAUCAUAAUGAGUUAUAACUUUUUUUUCAAGUACCAUAUAUAUUAUUAUUCAAUA
Messenger RNA from Phaedon cochleariae (mustard beetle), 871 nucleotides. The record is from the annotation of a GenBank genome assembly. Lineage: Eukaryota; Metazoa; Arthropoda; Insecta; Coleoptera; Chrysomelidae.